This is a messenger RNA of Exophiala mesophila, 1398 nucleotides long. RefSeq lists its product as uncharacterized. The record is from RefSeq and is a predicted model, not a curated record. The transcript has a single exon. NCBI's taxonomy places the organism in Eukaryota, Fungi, Ascomycota, Eurotiomycetes, Chaetothyriales, Herpotrichiellaceae. The coding region runs from base 1 to 1398 and encodes 465 amino acids.
AUGUCGAUGUCACACACCGCCCUUUUAUCUGCCCCAGAUCCCUCGGGCCCCGAUCUGAAAAGCGAUCGAGGCCAACUUCGCCAUCGUUGUGGGCUGUGUUCUAAGACCGGUGUCAAACUAUUGAGGUGCUCAGCCUGCCAUGCAGUUCGGUACUGCAGCCGAGAUCACCAGAGCGAACAUCGUUCACAGCACAAAUCAAGCUGUCGUAACAUCAAGAGGCUCCGUGCUGACCUCGACAAAAGAGACCAAGCGAUCCGGAAUCCCACUGCUGGUUCUCCAAUCCAAACCAAUGCCUUUGAAACCCAUGUCGGUCGUUUCACGGAGUUUGAUCACACCGAUGAUUACAUGUCAGUACGAAUGUCGUUGUUAGAUGCUCUUCGGAGACAGGCGACAUUGGACGGUGUUUCGGAAGCUCUUGAACACCUGCAGGAUAUGCUCCGUCUCGACAGAAGCGAUGAAUUCUGGCUACGCGAUCUCGCACCACCACUGAUGCUGCAGCUUGACAAGGACCAAGAAUGUUAUGACUUUCUCAAGUGGUGGUUGAUGGUGAACCCAAAGGAUGACGAGGGUGCCCAUGACUGGGUCAAGGACCCACCAUUUCUCAACAUCAAAGAUGCCAGCGUUCUAGAAGACGUCAAAUACAUCAGCGCCGAGUCUGUGGAUGUCCACCAUCUUGCUGCAGUCGUGUUGCUCAAGAUGAAGCUUCUUGUCGAUCUAGUCAACAUCAGGCUUACCCGCCGUGUUCUCAAGGGUCGUCUUCCGACUGAAGUCCUGGGUAUCAUUGCGUACCAUGCGGUCAGAAGCCCGAUCAGUUGCAAGUGGGUGAACAAGAACGAGUGUGACCUCAUCGACAUACAGCAAACAUUACAGAUGCAGAUCAAGAUCCUUGCAAUGAUCACCAUGCGUUGCAAUCGAGCCUUUCCGCAUCUGAUCUUCGAGGUUAACCGACACGUGUCGACACCGCUGGACGACAACCACCCUCUGCUUUUCUUUGAGGAAAUGGUAUCGUUAGUGCAACAUAGCUACCCAGCUUGGUGGCAGCAUGAUGGUGUAUUGGAGCUACUCCAGUCUGCAAGACAAACCGCAAGCAAGGUAUUGGACGAUGAGAUCGAGAGUAUGACGCUGUCGCGAUCUCCUUAUCUGAAAACCAAUCAGGGAACCAGACGCAAAGACGAAUAUCUUCUGUUUCUUGCUAGUUGCCACCGACUUUGGUAUUAUUUAGAUGCCGUUGUUGAGGAUGUUGUCAGUUUGAACACCGAGGAGGAAGCCGUCAGCUCGAAAAAGUUUUACUCUUCUGAUGCGGAGAGAGAAAAAUUGAGGGUCUGGCUAAAUCGCUCGGGGUCACUGAGUUCAGUCUCUCAGAGCGAUGACAGCAAUAUCAACAGCAACUCUGUCUAA